UUUGUGUUGUAUUUGUAUUUAAUAAUAACAUUUAUGGGGUUUCUAUUGUUUUGAACGUAAUUUGUUUACUGAAAAACUCAUUCAUUUAAUGUAAUUUUCGGUAAUAAUUGUCAAUCAAAGACAACAAACCAUAUCAUCGGUGGUGCGGACAAUGGUUUUCAUACAAUUACCGACACAAUUGACUGAUGAGGAACAGAUGCUUCAGAGAAAGUAUCAGAAACUUAAACGAAAGAAGAAAGCGUUACAAGCAUUGAGAGCACCAAAACCCGAAGCACAGCCAAUCCAACAGCCGAUCAAACGGACGUCCGAGAGCGGCACCGAUGCCAAAGAAGUGGCCAAAAAGCUGCUUAAAUUGGGAAAAAUUCAUGCCAUCAAACAACCGCUGGCUAAGGACAGACAGGCCUCGGGUUUCAAGCGAUCGGUUUCGUUGGAGAGGAAACGUGGAGUCGGCAGUGAUAGGCCGGGUGGUUAUCAACCGUUUAAUCAGUCGCAGUCCAUCGAUGACGAUAAUGCUCCUCUUGAAAAUAUUGUUUCAAAUCGAGUGAAGCCAUUGUAUGAGACAUUUAUCUCUUCAAGAGAUCCCGAAACCAUUGCACGAGAAGAGACGGUUAGAGAGAAACGAAGAGACGGUAAAGCAAAUUAUGUCAACAGAGAUACACCACAAACGGGAAAUACUAUUUAUGUUCACGGAAUCGGUAUAAAUGAACCCACAUUGAGGACAGGGUUCUCGAUGUUUGGCAAUAUAAUGAACAUUACCGUUGAAGUCGAUAAAAACUGUGGUUUUGUUACAUUUGACUCCAUUGAGUGCGCAAACAAAGCCAUUAACGACAUGAAUCACAAGUUAGUGAAUGGUAUCAAAUUGAAAGUAUCAUUAGCCCGAAAACAGCCGGUUGUUAACGAAAAGAAACCCGACAUCAGUAAUGAUACCAUUGCUCAUUCAUCGUCUGCAUCAACAGUAGAUGUUUGGUCAACAAUUGCCGCUAAAUAUUCACAGAAAAGUGAUGUCAAAAGCAAACGAAGUCUUCUCAGUUACGAAGAGACCGAUAUAUUUGCUAACAUGUAAUUCAAUUGUAUUAUUGUUUUUUAAAUUAUUAUUAUUUCAAUCAUUAAUAAAAAUCAUUUGUUAUUUUUUAAAAUAAAUAUCACCCGUAAUUGUUA
Oppia nitens is the source of this 1158-nucleotide messenger RNA. RefSeq names its product negative elongation factor E-like (gene Nelf-E). The transcript has 4 exons. The coding region runs from base 152 to 1063 and encodes 303 amino acids. Gene Ontology annotation, cellular component: NELF complex. Gene Ontology annotation, biological process: negative regulation of transcription elongation by RNA polymerase II. The record is from RefSeq and is a predicted model, not a curated record. Gene Ontology annotation, molecular function: RNA binding. Lineage: Eukaryota; Metazoa; Arthropoda; Arachnida; Sarcoptiformes; Oppiidae.